Arvicanthis niloticus (Nile rat) is the source of this 2586-nucleotide messenger RNA. Its product is annotated as zinc finger protein 120-like. Gene Ontology annotation, cellular component: nucleus. The record is from RefSeq and is a predicted model, not a curated record. Gene Ontology annotation, molecular function: DNA-binding transcription factor activity, RNA polymerase II-specific; RNA polymerase II cis-regulatory region sequence-specific DNA binding. Gene Ontology annotation, biological process: embryo development; regulation of transcription by RNA polymerase II. NCBI's taxonomy places the organism in Eukaryota, Metazoa, Chordata, Mammalia, Rodentia, Muridae.
GGAUUUUUCCGGGUGCCCUGAGGCAGGCUUUAAUGUUUUGGUAUGACUUGCUUUCUGUUUUACCGCGGGAUGCUAUGAAGGCCGCUCAGUCAAGCUCCGAAGUUGUGACAUGGAUGCAGUGACCUAUGAUGAUGUGCAUGUGAACUUCACUCGAGAAGAAUGGGCUUUGCUAGAUCCUUCACAGAAGAGUCUGUACAAAGAUGUGAUGCUGGAGACCUACAAGAACCUCACUGCUAUAGGCUACAAUUGGGAAGACCAUAAUAUUGAAGAACAUUGUCAAAGUUCCAAAAGACAUGGAAGGCAUGAAGGAAGUCCUGGAGAGAAACCCUCUGAAUGUGGUAAAACCUUUGCAUGUCACAGUUAUCCUCAAAGACAUGAAGGACAUCAUACUGGAGGGAAAUCUUGCAAAUGUAAUGGAUGUGGUAAAGGCUUUGCCUCUCAUGGUCAACUUCAAAGUCAUGAAAGAAUUCACACUGGAGAGAAACCCUACAAAUGUAAUGAGUGUGGUAAAGCCUUUGCACGUCAUUUUAAUCUUCGAGUUCAUGAAAUAAUACAUACUGGAGAGAAACCCUACAAAUGCAAUCACUGUGAUAAAGCCUUUGCAAAUCACAAUAAUCUUCAAAAACAUUUAAGAAUACAUACUGGAGAGAAGCUGUAUAAAUGUAAUCUGUGUGAUAAAACCUAUGCAUGUCACAGUCAUCUCCAAACACAUAAAAGAACACAUACUGGAGAGAAGCCCUAUGAAUGUGAUCAAUGUGAUAAAGCCUUUUCACAACAAUGUUCUCUACAAGUCCAUAAAAGAACACAUACUCGAGAAAAGCCCUAUGAAUGUGAUCAAUGUUGUAAAGCCUAUAGAUGUCACAGUCAUCUCCAAAUACAUAAAAGAACACAUAGUGGAGAGAAGCCCUAUGAAUGUAAUCAGUGUGGUAAAGCCUUUUCACAACACUGUAAUCUCCAAAGACAUAAAAGCACACAUACUGGAGAGAAACCCUACCCAUGUAAACAAUGUGGUAAAGCCUUUAUAUACCAUUCUGAACUUCAACGUCAUGAAAGAGUUCAUACUGGAGAGAAACCCUACAAAUGUAAUCAGUGUGAUAAUGUCUUUGCACACCAUUGUAAUCUUCAAGUUCAUGAAAUAAUACAUACUGAAGAGAAAACCAACAAAUGCAGUGAUAAAGCCUUUUCACAACACAAUACUCUCCAAAUACAUAAAAGCACACAUACUGGAGAAAAACUGUAUGAAUGUGAUCAAUGUGGUAAAGCUUUUGCAUAUUUUAGUUGUCUUCAAAUACAUAAAAGAACACACACUGGAGAGAAACCCUAUGCAUGUGAUCAAUGUGGUAAAGCCUUUGCACAACACAGUUGUCUCCAAGUACAUAAAAGAACACAUACUGGAGAGAAACCCUAUAAAUGUGAUCAAUGUGAUAAAGGUUUUGCAUCUCAUGGUAAUCUCCAAGUACAUAAAAGAAGACAUACUGGAGAGAAACCCUAUGAAUGUAAUCUAUGUGGUAAAGCCUUUGGAUAUCAUAGUUGUCUUCAAAGACAUAAAAUAACACAUACAGGAGAGAAACCUUAUAAGUGUAAUCAGUGCAAUAAAGCCUUUGCACAACACAGUGACUUACAAGUGCAUAUAUUAACACAUACUGGAGAGAAACCUUACAAAUGUAAACAGUGCGGUAAAGCCUUUGCAUCUCAUACUUAUCUCCAAGUACAUAAAAGAACACAUACUGGAGAGAAACCCUGUGAAUGUAAUCUAUGUGGUAAAGCCUUUGGAUAUCAUGGUCAUCUUCAAAUACAUAAAACAACACACACUGGAGAGAAACCCUAUGUAUGUAAUGAAUGUGGUAAAGCCUUUGCAGGUCAAAAUGAUCUUAAAAGACAUGAAAGAAUUCAUACUGGAGAGAAACCUUACAAAUGUAAUCAAUGUGGUAGAGCCUUUGCACGUAAUGCUAGUCUCCAAAUACAUAAAGCCACCCAUACUGGAGAGAAACCCUAUGAAUGUAAGCAAUGUGGUAAAUCCUUUGUCUCUCAUGGUCAACUUCAAAAGCAUGAAAGAAUUCAUACAGGAGAGAAUCUCUAUGAAUGCAAUUUGUGCAAUAAAGCCUUUGCACAACACAGUCAUCUCCAACUGCAUAAAAUAACACAUACCGGAGAGAAAUCAUACAACUAUAGUCAAAGUAAAGCCUAUUCACAAUCAAGUAACUUCCAAGUAGAUGAAAGAACGCAUACUAGAGAGUAACAUUAUGGAUGUAAUCAAUGUAGUAAAGCCUUACAGGUCACAGUGAUCUUCAGUGGUGUGGUGGUUUGAAUAUGCUUGGCCCAUGACAAGUUGCCCUCUUAGGAGGUGUGGCCUUGCUGGAGUAGGUAAGACCUUUGAGGAAGUGUGUUGGUGUGGGCUUUGACAACCUAUGCUUAAGCUCCAUCCAGGGCAGAAGUCUCCUCCUGGCUGCUUUCUGAUCAGGAUGUAGAACUCUUUGUUCCUCUGGUACCAUAUCUGCUUGGACACUGCCAUUCUUUCUGCCAUGAUAAUAAUAGACUGAAACUCUGAAUCUGUACUUUACCCCCAAUUAAAUAUUGUCCUUUAUA